AUGGAUAAAUACAUGAAGCGUCUAGCAAAGUUUGAUCCUGACAACACUGGCUACAUCAGCACCGAGAAGUUUCGCUCCCUUCUCCAGAGACACGGCUCGGAGCUGGACCCCCACAAGCUGGAGGUCCUGCUGGCCCUGGCAGACAGCAACUCCGAGGGGCGGAUCUGCUACCAGGACUUCGUCAACCUGAUGAGCAACAAAAGGUCAAAUAGUUUCCGCCAAGCCAUCCUUCAGGGGAACAGGAGGCUGUGCAGCAAGGCGCUGCUGGAGGAAACGGGGCUGAGCCUUUCGCAGAGGCUGAUCCGGCAUGUUGCAUAUGAGACCCUGCCACGAGAGAUAGACCGCAAGUGGUACUAUGACAGCUAUACCUGCUGCCCUCCACCCUGGUUCAUGAUUACCAUCACUAUUGUAGAGGUUGCCUUUUUUCUUUACAAUGGAGUGGUAUUAGACAGAUUUGUGCUGCAAGUCACCCAUCCCUUAUACCUGAAGAACACAUUACUUUACCAUCCUCAGCUCCGUGCUCAGGCUUGGAGGUACCUAACCUACAUAUUCAUGCAUGCAGGGAUAGAACAUCUUGGACUCAAUGUUGUCCUUCAGCUCUUGGUUGGGGUUCCCCUGGAAAUGGUGCAUGGAGCUGCGAGGAUCAGUUUUGUGUACGUUGCUGGAGUUGUGGCAGGGUCCCUGGCAGUGUCAGUAGCUGAUAUGACUGCGCCUGUGGUGGGCUCCUCUGGAGGCGUGUAUGCUCUUGUCUCAGCUCACUUGGCCAAUAUAGUCAUGAACUGGUCGGGAAUGAAGUGCCAAUUCAAACUGCUGCGCAUGGCUGUUGCCUUGAUCUGUAUGAGCUUUGAAUUUGGAAGAGCUGUGUGGCUGCGAUUCCACCCUUCCGCUUACCCGCCGUGCCCACACCCCAGCUUCAUGGCUCACCUGGGAGGGGUGAUGGUUGGAAUCACCCUCGGCGUCAUCAUCCUGAGGAACUAUGAGCAGAGACUCCAAGACCAGACUUUAUGGUGGAUUUUCCUUUCUAUUUAUGUCAUUUUUGUCUUGUUUGCCAUCUUCUGGAACAUUUUUGCCUACAGCCUGUUGGAUCUAAAGCUACCUCCCCCUCCUUGA
Messenger RNA from Charadrius vociferus (killdeer), 1110 nucleotides. RefSeq names its product rhomboid, veinlet-like 3 (Drosophila) (gene RHBDL3). The record is from RefSeq and is a predicted model, not a curated record. Gene Ontology annotation, molecular function: calcium ion binding; serine-type endopeptidase activity. Bases 1 to 1110 code for a protein of 369 amino acids. The transcript is spliced from 8 exons. Gene Ontology annotation, cellular component: membrane. Lineage: Eukaryota; Metazoa; Chordata; Aves; Charadriiformes; Charadriidae.